Capra hircus (goat) is the source of this 3445-nucleotide messenger RNA. RefSeq names its product zinc finger protein 665. The transcript has 3 exons. The record is from RefSeq and is a predicted model, not a curated record. NCBI's taxonomy places the organism in Eukaryota, Metazoa, Chordata, Mammalia, Artiodactyla, Bovidae. The coding region runs from base 87 to 3206 and encodes 1039 amino acids.
UUACAUUCAAGGAUGUGGCCAUCGAAUUUUCUCAGGAGGAGUGGGAAUGCCUGGCCCCUUCUCAGAGGGCCCUCUACAGGGACGUGAUGCUGGAGACCUACAGGAACCUGGUCUCCCUGGGUGAUGAUAACUUCUCGCCAGAAGUUGAUUAUCUUAUAGGAAUCCUUUCUGCUGGAUUUGCAAUUAACAAAUUAUCACCAAGAGAGAACACUAAUUUAGGAGAAUUAUAUGGAAAUGAAAACCAUGGCAUCAAGGAUUUUGACCUCAAGGAAGUCUGUGAAAAUAUGCAGAGGAGUGAGAGUGAGUGCGGAUAUGAUGCAAGAAAUGACAAAGAAGUGCUUUUGACCCGUAAGAAAAAUCUCAGUCAGAGAGAAAAUCAGGAUAAUAAAUCCUUACUGAAUUUUCCUCAGAGUGUUUCUGUAAGAAGUAAUACAUAUGAAUAUUUCGUGCAUGACAAGCAAUUCAUAAGAAGUUGGUUAACAAUGAAAAAUAACAUGAGCAUUGCUAGAAGCAAAGAUAUAAAGUAUUUGGACAAUAGAACUGGAGCAAGGCUGCAGGCACAGGUGGCUGAACUGCAGAGAUUUCCAGCUGAGGAGAAAAUGUAUAGAGGCCCUCAAGUUGAGAAGUCAGUUAACAAUGGUUCCUCAGUUUCCCCACUUCAUAGAAUUCCUCCUACUGUGGAACCUCCUGUGUUACCCACACAACACAGGAGAACACACACUGAAGAAAAAUCUUACAACUGUAAUGACUGUGGGAAGGCUUUUAGCAAAAGCUCAAAUCUCAGAAAUCAUAAGAGAAUCCAUUCUGGACAGAAACCUUACAAAUGUAAUGUGUGUGGCAAAGCCUUUAACCAGGGUUCUAAUCUCACUACACAUCAGAGAGUGCACACAGGAGAGAAACCGUAUAAAUGUGAUGUCUGUGGCAAGGUCUUUAGUAGAAACUCACACCUUGAAAAUCAUCAGAGGAUGCACACUGGAGAGAAACCUUACAAAUGUAGUGAAUGUGGUAAGGCCUUUAUCCAGCAUUCGCUCCUUUGGUGUCAUGAGAAGAUGCACAGUGGUGAGAAACCUUACAAAUGUAAUGAAUGUGGCAAAGCGUUUGCCGAGCGGUCAAGCCUUAACAAACACAAGAAAAUCCAUACCGGAGAGAAACCGUACAAGUGUACUGUGUGUGGCAAAGCCUUCACCAUGAGAUCAAAUCUUACUCAGCACGAGACAAUCCAUUCUGGAGAGAAGCCUUACAAAUGUAGUGAGUGCGGCAGAGCUUUUACCCAAUUUUCACGCCUUACUCGACAUCAGAAAAUGCACACUGGAGAGAAACCACACAAGUGUAAUGUGUGUGGUAAGGCCUUUAUUGAACUUUCACAACUUUGGGGUCAUGAGAGAAUUCAUACUGGAGAAAAACCACACAAAUGUAAUGUGUGUGGCAAGAGAUUUACCCAACGUUCAAGCCUUAUGGCACAUCAGAGAAUUCAUACGGGAGAAAAAUCUUACAAAUGUAAAGACUGUGAUAAGGCCUUUAUCCAACGUUCCCAACUUUGGGGUCACGAGAGAACUCACACUGGAGAGAAACCUUACAAAUGUAAUGAGUGUGGCAAAGCUUUCACAAUGCGUCCAUACCUUACUCAACAUAAAACCAUCCAUACUGGAGAGAAACCUUACAAAUGUCAUGAAUGUGGCAAAGCUUAUACCCAAUUUGCAAGCCUUACUAGACACCAGUUAAUCCAUACGGGAGAGAAACCUUAUAAUUGUGAUGUAUGUGGUAAGGUAUUUAGUCGAAAUUCACACCUCGCAUGUCAUCAGAGAAUUCAUACAGGAGAGAAACCUUACAAAUGUAAAGAGUGUGGCAAAACCUUCAAUCAGUGCUCAAACCUCACUAGACAUCAGUUGAUUCAUACAAGAAAGAAAGUCUAUGAAUGUGAUGUCUGUGGCAAGGCCUUCAGUCGAAAGUCAGUCCUUGUAAGUCACCAGACAGUGCACUUUGGAGAGAAAUCUUACAAAUGUAAUGAAUGUGGCAAAGCCUUUAGGAAGCGCUCAAGCCUUACUCAGCAUAAGAGAAUCCAUACAGGAGAGAAACCUUACAGAUGUAAUGAGUGUGGGAAGGCCUUUAGGAAGCAUUCAAAUCUUACUCAACAUAAGGUAGUCCAUACUGGAGAGAAACCUUACAGAUGUAAUGAGUGUGGCAAAGCAUUUAGUGUGCACUCAGCCCUAAGGAACCAUCAGAUAAUCCAUACAGGAGAGAAACCAUACAAAUGUGAUGUCUGUGGCAAGGUCUUCAGUCGAAAUUCAAUCCUUGCAAGUCAUCAGAGGCUGCACACUGGGGAGAAACCUUAUAAGUGUAAAGAAUGUGGUAAGUCAUUUAUUCAACGUUCACUCCUUUGGAUUCAUGAGAAAAUCCAUACUGGUGAGAAACCUUACAAAUGUAGUGAAUGCAGCAAAGCCUUUCCUGUGCGGUCAAUCCUUACUCAACAUAUGAGAAUCCAUACUGGGGAGAAACCUUAUAUAUGUACUGAGUGUGGCAAAGCCUUUACGAAACAUUCAAAUCUUACUCAACAUAAGACCACCCACACUGGAGAGAAACCUUACAAAUGUGAUGAGUGUGACAAAGCUUUUACCCAAGUUUCAAGUCUUAGUAGGCAUCAGAGAAGGCACAGUGGAAAGAAACCGAGUAAGUGCAAUGUGUGUGUUAAGCCUUUGAUGCAACAUUCGCAGCUUUGGGAUCUUGAGAGAACUCAUACUGGAGAGAAACCUUACAAAUAUGAUGUGUGCUGUAAGGCAUUGGUCCAACAUUCACAACUUUGUAGUCAUGAGAAAACUCUCACUGGAGAACUCAAAUGCAGUUUAUGUGGCAAGACUUUUAUCCAGCAUUCAAGCCUUGUAGCACAUCAGAGAAUUCAUACAGGAGAAAGACCUUAUAAAUGUAAUAAAUGUGAUAAGGCUUUUACCCAAAAUUCACAACUUUGGCGUCACGAGAGAACUCAUAUUGGAGAGAAGUCUUAUCAAUGUAACGAGUGUGGCAAAGCCUUUACAGAUGGUUCACAUCUCAAUCGACAUAAGAUCAUUCAUACUGGUGAGAAACCUUACAAGUGUCAUGAGUGUGGCAGAGCUUUUACUCAGUUUACAAACCUGGGUAGGCAUCAGAAAAUACAUACUGAAAAGAAACAUUAUAAACUUAAUCUAUGUGGCAGUGCUUUUAUUAAAAGCUGAAGCUUUGGGCAUCAUCGAAAAAUUAAUAAUAGAAAUCUUACAAAUACAAUGAUGGAGAUAAAAUGUAUGGAGGUAGUCAGACCUUAAAAUCAGAGACCCCCCUUAAGGAGAGAAAUCAUUUAAAACAUACGUAUGUGGCAAAGCCUGUAACUGUGCCUAACAUUUAUUUGGUGGCAGAAUGUACAUCUUUAAAAGAAACCACACAAAUAAAAUUUUGGCAAAGGAUAGCCAAAGUUUCA